Messenger RNA from Rotaria sp. Silwood1, 465 nucleotides. Lineage: Eukaryota; Metazoa; Rotifera; Eurotatoria; Philodinida; Philodinidae. The record is from the annotation of a GenBank genome assembly.
AUGACAUCGUGGAGAUAUAUAGCUGCCCUUUAUGCACGAUGUUUUGGUAUUCCAAUAUUAAGUUUAGGAAUAGUGGGUGAUAUUUUAAAUAUAUUCAUAUUUUCAACAGUCAGUAUGUACCGUCAAACACCAUCAACAUUUUAUCUAUUAUGUGCGGUUAUUGCAAAUUUUAUUCAUCUAACAAGUGCCAUGAGCACAAGAAUACUUAUUGUUGGUUUUGAUAGUGAUUUAACACGUUCAUCUAUUAUUUGGUGUAAAAUUCGUCAGUUUAUUAUUGCAACUUAUGCUCCAUUAGGAUUAACAUUUGGAUCUUUAGCAACUUUUGAUCAAUAUUUAGUGACAUCACGUAAUGCUCGUUUACGACAAUUCAGUAAUAUUAAAAAUGCUCAUCGAAUUGCUGUUGUAUUUAUUAUUAUUUGGCAUGUUCAUAGUAUUCCAUUUCUCAUUUACAAUCAAAUACAGUAA